UACAUAUAUCGGGAAGGUUCAAGACAUGUUCAAGGCACUUCGUAUCAUUAGCAACUCGACAAUCAUCAGUGAUGGAAGGCAAGGCUUGUGAGAUGGAGGAAGGAAAGGUACACGUGGGCGACGUAGACAUCAAUUUCCUUCGAGUCGGCACAGGCGAUCAUCCGGUGUUAUUGAUGGCUGGAGUAUUAGGAACGACACGGAUAAGUUUCAGGCUGCAGAUUGAAAAGCUGAACAGAGAGAAGCUGACUAUAGUGGUAUGGGAUCCACCUGGUUAUGGACAAUCACGACCACCUGACAGGACUUUUCCGGAUAAUUUCCAUCAGCGCGAUGCUGCGUGGGCCCACAGUCUGAUGAAAAGUCUGGGCUAUUCAAAAUUUUCCUUACUUGGCUGGUGCGAUGGCGGUACCGUGGCGCUUUUGCUUGCCGCCACAUAUCCAGACAGCAUCCGCAAGAUGAUUGUACUCGGUGCAAGAUCAUACGUACGCUCUAAGGAGAUUCAAGUAUUUGAAAGCUUAAGAGACAUCAACACGUGGUCGGAAAGACUGAUAACCGAUUUGCUACAAGUCUAUAAUAUGGAUUAUAUACAAAAGAUUGUGUCGGAGUGGAUAGAAUAUAUGCUAAGGGUGUACAUCAAGCAGGAUGGCGAUUUAUGCAAGCAGACUUUACCGAAAAUAAAGUGUCAAACGUUCAUCAUUCAUGGAGAAAAGGAUGCGUUGGCUGUACUAGAACAGUCAAAGUAUCUGAAACAGAAUAUCGUCGAUUCAAAGUUAUACAUUUUUGAGAAUGGUAAACAUAAUCCUAAUCAGAAAUAUCCCGAGAAGUUCAAUAAAUUGAUAACAGAUUUCCUUUUGGGAGAAUAAAAAGUGAGAGAAAAAUUCUUUAUAAAACUAUUAAUCAUACUUAUGUGUGUAUACGUAUAUUAUAAUAUGGGAAGGAAUUUGUUAGAUUUGAAUAUAUGGAUUAAAAAAGAAGAAGAGCACUAUUGUACAGAGCAGUAUAAUAGGAACUGAUGGAGAGAGUUUGAAGAAAUAAAAUGCAGUAUAAUUAUCGUAUACAAAAUUAUUUUUAUUAGAAUCUGCAACGAAAAAUUGAAACAUCUAAAGUGAGGAGAAAGGGAAGUUUUGAUUAUAUUUGAUUACAUUACCGGCAAUCACAUUGUUAUAAAGCACUUUGCAAGUCAUAAACAUUUAGUUUAAAAUAUUUUAUCUAAAAUUUAUCGAUUUGACAAUAUUCGUUUAGUAAGAAGAAAAUCUAUUUUUUGAAAAGAUUGUUUGAACCUUUUAACAUAAAAUGACGUGUCUCUUAUUUUGUGCUGUAUUUCAAUGUAUUCAAACCUUAUUAAAGUGAAGACGAGGCAUUUCCUUAUGCAGUAAGUAUAAAAUUAUAUUUGAAUUUAAAAUGUAUGUUCGCAAAUACAAAAGUGCUAUGUGUAAAUUGUCGACACAGUUUGCAAUACAUUGGAUUUAAUUUAAAAAGAUAACUUUACAACAAAAUAUUUGCAUAUCUUUGAACUCUCACAAUCCACAAUCUAUUAAUCUAUCAAGUUUACUUUUUCAGUAUCAUUGAUUUAACAUGAAUAACUCUUAUGACUUAAAAUAACAAAUAACUAAUCGAGUGUUUCGAUACAAAGACUACUUGAUUCAUAACAGUUCGAUAAUCAGCUUGUGCUAUAAAAAUUGCCUGAUCCAAGUGUCCAUUGAUGUUUGAGUAAUGAUCAGAUGUCGGUCCAUACGAAUCUCAUGCUGGCACUCGACGUACCGUGUUCGUGAGAUAUAUACUGAGAAAUCCUUUGCGCGCAGAUAGAAAGCGGUCUUGUGCCACUUAUUAUACAAGUGCCUUCAUAUCCAAAGAGGGACAACGCGUGCGGCAACGUUUUUCGCCCUUUAUUCGCAACCUGAUCCAACAAAAUCGAAUCGGUCAUGCAUUGAGUUAGAUUUAACCAGAUCCGUGCUACAAACGACCUGCCUUUCCAGAUAAUACUUCUACGAGAUCGCUGUGCAGAUACAACCAUUUUCCGAAUUUCAUCUAUUGGGAACAGGCACAAAUGUAAAAAAGAAUGACGCCAAGAAAAGAGGAACUGAUAUUACUUUUAUUAAACAUGUAAUAUUGUAUAUAAUUUAUUGAAUAUUAUUUAUAUUCACAUGAAAUCCAACGAGAUUAUCGAUUUUAAAUGAUUUAAAUAGACAUUUCGUGUAAACAUUGGAAUUAUAUUUGCAAUCAUAUUGUAGACGCCGCAAUGUAAUUUUUUAACCAUAAUGUAAUAAUUUCUAUUUUAGUUAUGCUUCCGUGAUUUUGAUAUUUGUUGCAAUCAGUAAUGCUGGAGAAGAGAAAACGAUUUUCUCAGUAAAUUCAGGUAUGAAAGAACUGGAACAGCUGUAAAUAAUGUGCAAUAUAUCACCGCAGGCGUACCUCUACUUAUGUACACGAAAGCGAACGACUUUACACUUCUUAUAUCGACAUUUACAUUUCCGCUGAAUUAGUACGGACUUAUACUGCCCAGGGUGUGGGUAGCGCGCGUCUCGAUUCUUCGCACUGUGCCCACAUGGGUGUUUCUCGUAUACGAAUUACAAAUUACUCUGGUGUAUCUCUCAUGAUAUUCUCUGAAAAUUGUGUUUAACUUAUUUUUAGCAAAACAAAAAAAUAAGGUUGCUCAUGAACAAUUGGUCUUCAUUUCAUUACUUUUCUUAAAUGGUUUACUAUCAAUUCAGUAAUCAAACUAAUUAUUGUUUUGCACUUAAUUAUAAUCUACAUGUGGCGCAGCGCGUAAAUCUCGCGGAAUUUUUGAGAAAAACAAGUUACGUCGUCGAUGUGAUAAAAAUAAACAGAGGAGCAAUGUGCAAGCUCCGGUCAUGUUCGCUGAUGCAGCAAAGGAGCGUAUAGUCGAUCGAAAGAAAGCAAAAAAAUACACGGAAUGUAGACCGCAGCGGGUGUAGCCAAAUAUGGACAAGUGGUUUCUCGUUUCGAUCAAGUAAACCUGCGUCCCUCUUUAUCCUUUCUGAACUCUCACGCGCGCUUCCUUCUCUUUCACCUCUCUGAAAACAGCAAGGGAGGAGGACACUUAAGAGAAGCGUGCCAGGGCCCGCAAACGUGCUGUACGAAAAUCCUCGGUUCUUAAUCUCGAGGACCAUAACGAUAAAACACACCGAGCCAUCUCGUUCCUCGCGAGAAUCGUACGGAAACCAACGAAAGUUACGAUGCUGCCGGCAUACGACGGGCACGAUAAAUUAAUCAGUUUUAUUCUGUGAAUUUCGGGUUACUUUGGCUGUCUGACUUCGCAUGUGGGCGUAGUCGCGUGCUUUGCCGUCGCAAAUAUAAAUUGCAAUAUAUUUUUUUUAUUUGUGCGAUGUUCAUUAAUUCAUACACGUGAUUUCCGAUAACAAUUUAUUUAUGACAAGUGGAAUGAUGAUAGUUUUAUAAUUUGUACAUGCAUCACGAAUGCGUCCAACGUUAUUUAUGAUUUGUGAUUUAAUUUGAUUCCUUUCAUUUCCAACAAUCGGAUGUCUCACGAUGGAUCACUCUGGAUUUGGAUUGCUCCGCGCUCUGCAUUUCGCCGAUGUGGCAUUGUACAAAAGACUAGUAAGACUAACGAGAUCUCCUUGUACGGCCCACACAACGUCUCGUUUUAGGCGACUGCUCACGCAGCGUGGAACCUCUGGCUUCUCCAUCCUUUCUUUAUUAAGUGGGGGGCCUUUAUUGCCUUUAAAUGGCAUCGAUGGCACCGACAUGACGCGUUAUGUAACUUUUAGUGGUCGAUUUAAAAAACAAUGCUGCGCAGCAGCACAUACCCAUUAUCAAUAUCUGUGUCACGCAAACGAUAAAUUACAAGAAAAAAUAAUGUCAGCGGGACGUAAUAUUUUAUUUACGCAAAUGCAACCUUGACUCCGUUAUACAUGGAGUUCGCAAACAUUUGCAUUGACGUCUAUCUAUCACGUCAACGUAGCAUAAAUAUAUUUUUAAUAAUUUUUAUAAUAUAAAAAGAUGAAUCGCUCAUCUGUCUCUUUCUAUUGUUUCAUUGGACCACCUUUUUCUGGAAAAUCGAGGACGUGAGACUGCACUCCUUCUCGCCGCACGCAAUCCUGCCUUUGAAUCAGAUGAGCGAGUCGCCGAUUUCGUCCUCCGUCAUCGCGACAUGCUGACGGCCUCUAUAGCGGAAAACGAUGCCAUUUACGGUAGACAUGCAGACAUUGUCAUCUGUUUUCGAGUCUCCGUAUCGUUCGAUCCAGCGAGAAAGUGGCUGUGCGUCAAAAUCUUGGCCUGAAUAUGAACCAAAGCCCUCAGUAUCUCCAAAAACGCAGUAGAGGUAGAAGCGAGUCGUACGAUUUCGCUGCUGAUUGUCAGUGCGGUUUUUGUCUUUCGUGCACGUGACAUGUAUUUAAGUAUGUGUUUAAAAUGCAAUUUUAUUAUACUGUCUCCUUUUCUGUUGUGCAAAGAAAAACUAACAAUGUCGCGAUAUUUCUACGCAUACAUUUUUUUAUGUAAAUUAGAAAAAAUAAAUAUAUUAAACCG
Ooceraea biroi (clonal raider ant) is the source of this 4506-nucleotide messenger RNA. Its product is annotated as valacyclovir hydrolase. The record is from RefSeq and is a predicted model, not a curated record. NCBI's taxonomy places the organism in Eukaryota, Metazoa, Arthropoda, Insecta, Hymenoptera, Formicidae. Gene Ontology annotation, molecular function: serine hydrolase activity.